ACCCCAUGUCCCCAAACUGAGCACAACAUUCUCUGGAAUCAAGCCAAUAGAAAGCGGACACCACACAGACACAGGCAAGCCUCCGCCAAGUCUAACUGUGUUGUGACUUGUGAGAGUGAGAUAAUGGUGGCAAUAGCACAAAUGGGAGUUCUCUCUUUUAGCUCUUGCUUCCCUUCUCUUUCCUCUCCUCGCUCCUUCAACAAACGCACAACAUUUGCUAUGGCGGCAAUGAGUGACGACCCAGUACGUGAGUGGAUUCUCACAGAAGGAAAGGCAACCCAAAUUACAAAGAUUAGUCCUAUUGGUGGUGGUUGCAUUAAUCUCGCUAGUCGUUAUGACACUGAUGCUGGUUCAUUCUUUGUUAAAACAAACAGGAGUAUCGGACCAUCAAUGUUUGAGGGGGAGUCUCUUGGUCUUGGCGCAAUGUAUGAAACCAGAACAAUCCGAGUACCUAGGCCAUUUAAGGUUGGACCUUUACCAACUGGCGGAUCAUAUAUCAUCAUGGAAUUCAUUGAGUUUGGUUUUUCUAGAGGUGAUCAGUCUGUUUUAGGGAGGAAGCUGGCCGAAAUGCAUAAAGCUGGGAAAUCCAGUAAAGGUUUUGGUUUUGAUGUUGAUAAUACCAUUGGCAGUACUCCGCAGAUAAACACAUGGACAUCAGAUUGGAUUGAAUUUUAUGCAGAGCAUAGAUUGGGUUACCAGCUGAGAUUAGCAUCAGACCAGUAUGGCGAUUCAACUAUUUAUCAAAGAGGACAGAGACUGAUGAAGAACUUGGCACCUCUUUUUGAAGAUAUUGUCAUAGAGCCAUGCUUACUGCAUGGAGACUUGUGGAGUGGGAAUGUCAGCUCUGACAAGAAUGGCGAGCCUGUUAUUCUUGAUCCAGCCUGUUACUAUGGACAUAAUGAAGCCGAAUUUGGAAUGUCAUGGUGUGCUGGUUUUGGAGGAUCAUUUUACAAAUCCUAUUUUGAGGUGAUGCCCAAACAACCAGGCUUCGAGAAAAGGAGAGAUCUUUACAUGUUGUAUCAUUACUUGAAUCAUUACAAUCUCUUUGGUUCUGGUUACCGUUCAUCUGCCCUGUCAAUAAUAGAUGAUUAUUUACGGAUGUUGAAAGUGUAGGCAUCGGUUAAACAGCAAUAUCCAUAUGUAAAUAACUUUUUUUGGAUUAGAAAUAUAUGUAUGCUUUGAACCAAGCUGAAACUUAUUUCUAUUUGCCAGAUAUCUUAUAAAUUUGUUUA
Messenger RNA from Pistacia vera, 1232 nucleotides. RefSeq names its product protein-ribulosamine 3-kinase, chloroplastic. Bases 124 to 1113 code for a protein of 329 amino acids. The transcript is spliced from 9 exons. The record is from RefSeq and is a predicted model, not a curated record. NCBI's taxonomy places the organism in Eukaryota, Viridiplantae, Streptophyta, Magnoliopsida, Sapindales, Anacardiaceae.